AUGAACACUUCUAGCAGACGCGGCUCUAGCUCUCGUUCUACCAUUACUACUGCUGCCAGUUCAUCCUCUUCUAGUGGUAAGCAUUCAGCUGUCAAGACUACUAAUACAACCAGUAGCAGCGCAAAAAGGAUUCAGAAAGAACUUGCUGAAAUUAGUCUCGAUCCUCCCUGCAAUUGCAGCGCUGGGCCAAAAGGUGAUAACUUGUAUGAAUGGGCAUCUACUAUUACAGGACCUGCAGGCUCUCCAUACGACGGUGGCGUUUUCUUCUUGGACAUUACUUUUCCACAGGAUUACCCGUUCAAGCCUCCAAAGGUCGUUUAUCGUACGCGUAUUUACCAUUGUAACAUCAAUUCUUCGGGACAAAUUUGCCUUGAUAUUCUUAAGGACAAUUGGUCUCCUGCUUUGACGAUUUCCAAAGUCUUGUUGUCGAUAUGCUCGCUGUUGACUGAUGCCAACCCACGUGAGCAUGAUCCUUUAGUUGGAAGUAUUGCACACCAAUAUUUGCACAACCGCGAGGAACAUGACAAAGUCGCUAAAGAAUGGACUAAACGGUUUGAAUAA
This is a messenger RNA of Cetraspora pellucida, 561 nucleotides long. NCBI's taxonomy places the organism in Eukaryota, Fungi, Glomeromycota, Glomeromycetes, Diversisporales, Gigasporaceae. The record is from the annotation of a GenBank genome assembly.